Molecule: messenger RNA, 988 nt
Organism: Oncorhynchus mykiss (rainbow trout)
Lineage: Eukaryota; Metazoa; Chordata; Actinopteri; Salmoniformes; Salmonidae
Gene: rtor1
Product: odorant receptor-like
Biological process (GO): G protein-coupled receptor signaling pathway
Cellular component (GO): membrane
Molecular function (GO): olfactory receptor activity; G protein-coupled receptor activity
Source: RefSeq, marked provisional
GCUGUCUCUACUAGACCAUCAUCAUGUCAGUGAGGAAUCACAGCUUUGUGACAGAGUUUGUCAUCGUUGGUUUCCCUGGACUUCAGCCAGAGUUCUACGGUCUUGCCUCAGCUGUAUUAUUGAUUGUUUAUUCUUGCACUUUAAUAGGAAAUUUUGCUGUUCUUAUCUUGUUUGCAACUCCUAACAUUCUCCAGAAACCGAUGUAUAUUAUCAUUUUGAAUCUGGUCGUGUCAGACGUGCUAUUCAGCACCACCACUUUACCAAAGAUUAUUGCCAGGUAUUGGUUUCAGGCAGGGGCAAUUUCUUUCAUUGGUUGUUUUUUGCAAAUGUACUUAGUUCACUAUUUUGGAUCCGUAACUAGCUUUCUCCUAUUGAUAAUGGCUUUAGACAGAUAUGUAGCAAUAUGUUUCCCACUCAGAUACCCAAUGAUUAUCAAAAACUCCACUAUUCAUAUACUCAAUGCUACUGCAUGGAUUGUUGCAAAAGCCUGCCCAUUGAUGUUGGUAAUUAGGGCCUAUCCUCUUCCUUACUGUGACUCAAACACAAUCUCGCAGUGCUUCUGUGAUCAUAUUUCUAUAACAAAGCUUGCAUGCACUGAUAGGGCCCCUUAUAGUUUUCCUGCUUUUGUUACAGCAAUGGUGGUAUUACUGGGACCGCUAGUCUUUAUUAUAUUCUCAUAUUGCUCUAUUAUUGUGGCAGUUCUUCAGAUUGCGAGCCCCCAAGGCCGCCUCAAAACCCUUUCUACCUGCAGUGGUCAGCUGAUCAUCAUUGCCCUGUAUUAUCUCCCCAGGUGUUUUAUUUAUCUGUCCAGUAAUAUCGGCAUUAGAUUCAGCACUGAUUUACAUAUUGUUAUUAUCAUGUCGUAUAGCCUGCUCCCUCCUAUGAUCAAUCCACUGAUAUACUGUUUCAAGACAAAAGAUAUGAAACAGACCUUGAUGAAAAAAUUCAAGAAGUCAACUGCUCCAUAAAAAGAGAAUGUCUUUGCUGU